GACAGUUCGAUCGCAAAUGCUCAAAUAAAAUACCUGGGAGUUGUAAUAUUAUAUUAUUUAUUACAUAGGUUUAUUCUUGAAAAUGAGAGAUUAAAUAUUUUUGGGUGUGUAUAUAACAAUUGUUUUAUUUGGUGACUAUCUCAACAACUAUAUGUUUGGAAAGUGCCAUUUCUUAUUUUUACGAUACGUUAUUAAAGAAUUUUGUGUACAUUAUAAAACAAGAUAAAGUAAUACAUUCCAAGAAUGGAGGAUCAGGCCAAGAUUUUGAAAUAUUUGGUCUCAGUGGAGAAAUUAGCUGAAGAAAUAAUAAAUGACAAACAAGAAAUAAUUAUGAUUGAUAAAAGAAGAAACCAGAAUCGAGAGGCUUUGAGAGAUCUCAUAAAAUCGGGACAAACAAAAUGUUGGGUUACAGUCGGUUCUGUUCUUGUCAAGCACAAUGUAGAUUCAGCCAAAACAUUACUAGAGACUGACCAAAAGCAAUUGAACAUAGAUAUAAACAAGCUAAGGAGUAAUUUAAAAAUUAAAGUGAAUGAUUUAAGGGACUUGGAAAUUCAGCCUCCAGUGCCAGGGUUAAUGUUGGUUCCAAUGUCUAAUAAAGAAACUCGAGGCUUAUCAAGUGCUGGUUUGAUUCCGCGAUGAAAUUAAUACAUUUUGUGCAUUUAAUAUGUUCUUUCAGCUGGCAUGUAGUAUUAACACUUGGUGUAUGCUUUGUUCUGAGAUGUGAAAUAGGAAGCAAUUAAAAAGUUGAUUUAGAAAAUAAUUUAGCAUGUUAAUAUUUCACUUUUAAGUUUAUAAUAAAGAAAACAAAAUAAUA
Danaus plexippus (monarch butterfly) is the source of this 814-nucleotide messenger RNA. RefSeq names its product p53 and DNA damage-regulated protein 1 (gene Pdrg1). Bases 244 to 639 code for a protein of 131 amino acids. The transcript has a single exon. Gene Ontology annotation, biological process: protein folding. NCBI's taxonomy places the organism in Eukaryota, Metazoa, Arthropoda, Insecta, Lepidoptera, Nymphalidae. The record is from RefSeq and is a predicted model, not a curated record. Gene Ontology annotation, cellular component: prefoldin complex.